AACGCAAGCUUGAGAAGCUAAGAAACAACAAUAGUCAUGGCACCGCAUUCUAAAAAACCGCAUAAGAAGAAGGUUUCAGGAGAUAAACCAAAAAUCAAUAAAGCCUCUAAGAAAAUAUUCAAACCCAAGAGGGAGCAAAACGACGCCGUCGCCGCCGCUAAGUCAGAGACACUCGCUUUGCAACUCGAAGACGAUGUUCCCGAUUUCCCUCGAGGUGGUGAAUUUUCUGUGAAGCGAAGGAAUGAUGAUGAUGAGUUUGGGGCCGAGGAUCACUCGAGAAAGACGAAGAAGAAUUGGAAGAAGGGGAAAACCACGUUUAGUAAGAGUAAUGAACCCGCAGAUGAUUUGGGCUUGCUUUCCGGUGACCGUAUCACUGGAAAAUUGCCGCGGCGUGUGAAUAGAAUUACUCUCAAGAAUAUAACUCCUGGAAUGAAGCUUUGGGGAGUUGUCGCUGAAGUAAAUGAAAAAGACCUUGUAGUUAGUUUACCUGGGGGUUUACGAGGAUUAGUUCAUGCUUCAGAUGCACUGGAUCCUAUUUUUGACAACAAAGUUGAGGUUGCAGAAAGUUUCCUUUCUGGUGUAUUUUGUGUUGGGCAGCUGGUUUCUUGUGUUGUGCUAAGAUUGGAUGAUGACAAGAAAGAGAAAGGAAGCAGGAAAAUUUGGCUUUCUUUGCGUCUUUCUUUGUUGCACAAGAACUACAACUUGGAUGUUGUUCAGGAAGGCAUGGUCCUUGCUGCAUAUGUGAAAAGCAUUGAAGACCAUGGUUACAUUCUUCAUUUUGGUUUGUCUUCUUUCACGGGGUUCUUACCGAAAAACAGCUCUGCUGAAAGCUGGGGUGGUGAAGUAAAGAUGGGAAAACUUAUGCAGGGUUUGGUUAGGAGCAUUGAUAAAGUUCGUAGAGUGGUUUACUUGAGUUCUGACCCUGGUACAAUGUCCAAAAGUGUGACCAAGGAUCUUAGAGGUAUGUCAAUAGAUCUUCUAGUUCCAGGAAUGAUGGUUAAUGCUCGUGUGAAGUCAAUCCUUGAGAAUGGUGUUAUGCUAUCAUUUCUCACAUACUUCACUGGAACUGUUGAUCUGUGUCAUUUACAUAAUAUUUAUCCUGGAAAUAACUGGAAGGAUAAGUACAGUGAAGCUCAGAAGGUUUUUUCUCGGAUAUUAUUCAUUGAUCCAUCAAGUAGAGCUGUUGGUUUGACACUGAAUCCACAUCUUAUUCAAAACAGGGCCCCUCCUUCUUAUGUGAAAAUUGGAGAUAUAUAUGACAACUCAAGAGUUGUUAGGGUGGAUAAAGGAUCAGGACUAUUGCUUGAAGUUCCAUCUAUUCCUGAGCCAACUCCAGCUUUUGUUAGUAUAUCUGAUAUUGCUGAGGAGAUCCAAAAACUUGAGAAGAAGUACAAGGAAGGAAAUCAUGUUCGUGUUCGGAUUCUUGGGUUAAGGCAUUUGGAAGGAAUUGCUACUGGAGUUUUGAAGGCUAGUGCUUUUGAAGAGGCAGUGUUUACUCAUUCUGAUGUCAAGCCAGGCAUGGUGGUGAAAGCUAAGAUUCUUUCAGUUGACAGCUUUGGUGCUAUAGUGCAAAUUCCUGGUGGUGUGAAGGCACUUUGUCCUCUUCCACAUAUGUCUGAAUUGGAAAUGUCAAAGCCUGGAAAAAAAUUCAAGGUGGGAGCUGAAUUGGUGUUCCGUGUGCUUGGUUGCAAGUCAAAAAGAGUGACAGUUACACACAAGAAAACCCUUGUGAAAUCAAAGCUUGGGAUUAUCAGUUCUUAUGCUGAUGCAACAGACGGUUUGAUAACGCAUGGAUGGAUAACUAAGAUCGAAGUUCAUGGAUGCUUUGUACGGUUUUACAAUGGUGUUCAAGGAUUUGCUCCUAGAUCUGAACUUGGAUUAGAGCCAGGUGCUGAUCCAGGUACAGUGUACCAUGUUGGUCAAGUUGUCAAAUGCCGGGUCACAAGUUCCAUUCCUGCUUCACGGAGGAUCAACCUUAGUUUUGUAAUAAAGCCCACAAGGGUUACUGAAGGUGAUAUGGUUACAUUGGGUAGCCUUGUUUCAGGAGUUGUUGACAGAAUAGCAUCUAAUGCUGUAGUUGUUUGUGUCAAUGCAAGUGGUUUCUCAAGGGGUACAAUAUCUGAGGAGCACUUGGCGGAUCAUCAUGGACAAGCUAUUUUGAUGAAAUCUGUGUUGAAACCUGGGUAUAAUUUUGAUCAACUACUGGUUCUAGAUGUUAAGGGGAAUAAUUUGGUUCUGUCUGCCAAAAGUUCACUCAUCAAAUAUGCUCAGCAGAUUCCUGCAAAUAUCAGUCAGAUACAACCUAACUCUGUUGUGCAUGGCUAUAUAUGUAACUUGAUUGAGACAGGCUGCUUUGUUCGUUUCCUUGGUCAUUUAACCGGUUUCGCUCCAAGAAAUAAGGCUGCAGAUGACCAGAAAACCAAUAUUUUGGAAGCCUAUUAUGUUGGACAAUCAGUUCGCAGUAAUGUAUCCAAUAUUAGUAGUGAAACUGGUAGAGUGACACUUUCUCUAAAGCAGACAGCAUGUUCUUCAACUGAUGCAUCAUUUAUUCAGGACUACUUUUACAUGGAUGAAAAGAUUGCAAAGUUGCAAUGCUUGGGUUCUGAUGGAUCUGAUUUGAAGUGGGAUGAAGGAUUUAACAUUGGUACAGUUGCAAGAGGGAAAGUUGAGGAUGUUAAGGAUGUCGGUCUUGUUAUAAGCUUUGAGAAAUGCAAUGAUAUUUUUGGUUUUAUUACCAAUUAUCAGUUAGCUGGAACAAUUGUGGAGAGAGGCUCUGUAGUGGAAGCAUUAGUUCUUGAUGUUGCAAAGGCAGAACGACUUGUUGAUUUAAGUCUGAAGCCUGAGUUCAUUAAUAGAUCUAAAGAAAGAAAUUCCAUCAGUCGUACCAACAAGAAGAAACGUCAAAGGGAGGCAUCGAAGGACUUGGUAUUGCAUCAGAUGGUGAAUGCAGUAGUGGAAAUUGUAAAAGAAAAUUACUUGGUUGUAUCAAUUCCAGAUAAUGAUAGCACAAUUGGGUAUGCAUCAGUAUCUGACUAUAAUACACAAAGGCUUCCUCAUAAACAAUUCCUAAAUGGGCAGAGUGUUGUCGCAACUGUUAUGGCUCUUCCAAGCCCUGAAACAUCAGGAAGGUUGCUUUUACUUCUUAAUGAGGUCAAUACAUCUAGUUCUAAAAGAACGAAGAAGUCUAGUUAUAAAGUGGGAUCUCUGGUUGAGGCCGAGAUUACUGACAUCAAAUCUCUUGAGAUGAAACUGAAGUUCGGAUUUGGUAUACAUGGCAGGGUUCACAUAACAGAGGUGCACGAUGCAAAGGUUUUGGAAAAUCCAUUCUCUGGCUACAAAAUUGGGCUAAAAGUGACAGCAAAGAUUGUUGCAAAACCUAAUGAAUCAGAUGGCAAUAGGAAGGGCUCACGGUGGGAGCUAACAGUCAGACCAGAAAUGAUUGCAGGUUCCAGUGAUAAAGGUGAUGUUUCUGAAAAUCUUGACUUUAAAAUUGGGCAAUAUGUGGCUGGUUAUGUAUAUAAAGUAGAAAGCGAAUGGGUCUGGUUAACAAUAUCUCAAAAUGUAAGGGCUCAGCUAUAUAUUCUUGAUAGUUCUGUGGAACCCCAUGAGCUUGAGAAUUUCCAGAAUCGGUACCAUGUUGGGCAACCUGUUUCUGGUCAUGUUCUAAGUAUCAACCAGGAGAAGCAGCUAUUGCGGUUGGUUCUACACCCGUUUUCUGCUCUCCCUUGCAGAACUAGUGAGGAGCCACAAAUUAAUUCUGUGGAAAAGGAUUUAACAGCAUAUGUUCAUGAAGGAGAUAUUUUAGGUGGAAGGGUUAGUAAAGUACUUCCAGGUGUUGGUGGAUUGCUUGUCCAAAUUGGUCCUCAUGCAUAUGGAAGAGUACAUUUUACUGAACUUUCAGACACUUGGGUGCCUGAUCCACUGUCUGGAUAUCAUGAAGGGCAGUUUGUCAAAUGUGUAGUUCUUGAAGUCAGCCACACUGUCAAGGGUACUAUUCAUGUUGACUUGUCAUUGCGGUCUUCCAAUAUAAUGCUUUCUCAGAAUUCUGCAGAUCAUCUGGAUAAAUUUGUGUCGAAUGCUAAGGGCAAAUGUGUGGAGAAGAUUGAUGAUCUUCAUCCUGAUAUGAUUGUAAAGGGUUAUGUUAAGAAUGUCACACCAAAAGGAUGCUUCAUUUUUCUCUCACGAAAGAUUGAUGCCAAAAUUCUUCUAUCCAAUUUAUCUGAUAAUUAUGUCAAAGAUCCAGAGAAAGAAUUUCCUGUUGGAAAACUUGUAAUUGGCAGGGUUAAAUCUGUGGAGUCUCUUUCAAAUCGUGUUGAAGUUACACUGAAGACAUCAGCGAUUUCCAAUCGACCAAAAUCUGAGAUUAUUGAUUUGACUAAAUUUCAUGUCGGAGAUGUUAUAUCUGGCAAGAUUAAGCGGGUUGAGUCAUUUGGUUUAUUCAUUGCAAUUGACAACACAAACAUGGUUGGGUUGUGCCAUGUAUCAGAGAUUUCUGAUAACCAUAUUGAGAACAUUGAGGCAAAGUAUAGAGCUGGAGAGAGAGUAAAUGCAAAAGUAUUGAAGGUGGAUGAAGAAAGACACAGAAUUUCUUUGGGAAUGAAGAAUUCAUAUAUGAGGGAUGAAGCUGUGCUUCAAACACCAUCAAAGGAAGGAUCUGAUGAACCUAUUGCAGAUGGGAUGAAGUCUUUGACUUUUAUCAAUAGUAGUUUUCUUGGAAGCUCAAAUAUAGAUGUUGAGGAUGAAAUUGAUCAAUUCCCAAUUCUUUCACAAGCACAACAAAGGGCAGACGUUCCUCCACUUGAUGUUGCCCUUGAUGACUUUGAUCAAUUUAAUGUAAAUCACACUAUUAGUCAAAGUGAAGAACAUGCAAAGGAAGAAGACACAAUAAAUGAAAAGCAUAAGAGGCAUGAAAAGAAGAAAGCAAAGGAGGAGAGGGAGAAACAAAUAAGAGCUGCUGAGGAAAGGCUACUGGAGGAGGAUGUACCAAGAACUGCUGAUGAGUUUGAAAAGCUGGUCAGAAGGUCUCCUAAUAGCAGUUUCAUCUGGAUAAAAUACAUGAAUUUCAUGAUUUCUAUGGCUGAUAUUGAGAAGGCCCGCUCUAUUGCUGAAAGGGCUCUGAGGACAAUAAAUAUUCGAGAAGAGAACGAGAAGCUAAAUAUCUGGAAGGCCUACUUUAAUUUGGAAAAUAAGUAUGGAAACCCUAGAGAGGAGGCCGUUAUGAAAGUAUUCCAAAGAGCACUACAGUACAAUGAUCCCAAAAAGGUCUAUCUAGCACUCUUGGCAAUGUAUGAGAGGACCGAGCAGCAUGAUUUAGCUGAUGAACUUCUCAAUAAAAUGACAAAGAAGUUCAAGCAUUCUUGCAAAGUUUGGUUGAGGCGUGUACAAAAUCUUUUGAAGAAAAAGCAGGAUGGAGUUCAACCUCUUGUCAAUCGAGCUUUGUUAAGCCUUCCACGACAUAAGCAUAUUAAAUUCAUCUCUCAGACAGCAAUUCAUGAAUUCAAGGCUGGGGUUCCAGAUCGAGGGCGAUCCUUGUUUGAAGGAAUUCUACGGGAAUACCCAAAGAGAACAGAUCUGUGGAGUGUUUAUCUUGAUCAAGAAAUUCAACUUAAAGAUGAAGAUAUAAUUCGUGCACUGUUUGAAAGGGCAAUUAGUCUGAGCCUCCCACCUAAAAGGAUGAAGUUCUUAUUUAAAAAGUAUCUUGAUUAUGAGAAGUCCCACGGUGAUGAAGACCGUAUUGAAUCCGUGAAGAGGAAGGCAAUGGAAUACGUUGAGAGUUCUAUGGCUUGAUACAAAAUCAUUCUCUAGCUUUGAAAUUUUCAAUUAGCGGCCAUUGCAGAGUCCUAAGUGGAUAUCUGAAGUCGAGUUUGCGUUUGUGGAUGCAUGUUAACCCGGGAAACAGGAUGAGUCUGGGCUGGUUGCCUCUGUAAAUUUUAGUGGUUCAAACGCUAUUUGAUACACUGCUGAUUGGCUCUCUGCAGCAUAACGAGGGCAUGGAUGAAAGCUUAUAAGGUGAGAUGUGAAUGCACCAAAAUAUGAAUUGCAAGAGAAUGACGGAUCUUGAUUUUGGUUACUCAAUUUGGUGGUGACUGGUGAGGUUUGAAUUUAGGAGAUAAUAUAGGUCACUGUAUUCUCUGUCUCCUGCCCAUUUUUUUACUUUUGGGCUGUAUUUUUUCAGCUUGACGAUAGAUUUGUAGCAGUACACAAAAAAUCAUGGAUGCUUAGGGCUAACAGGCUAGACUAUGCUGUAAUUUUGGAAUAAUUCUUUUAUUGCAAUUAAUUGAAAAUGUACUCAUUAUUCUGUCGCAUCGCUAUGCUUACGUUCAUAAAUGAGGUAUUAUCUACUUUAUGUCCACAUUAUUG
Messenger RNA from Abrus precatorius (Indian licorice), 6360 nucleotides. RefSeq names its product rRNA biogenesis protein RRP5. The transcript is spliced from 41 exons. The coding region runs from base 37 to 5787 and encodes 1916 amino acids. Gene Ontology annotation, cellular component: nucleus; nucleolus; small-subunit processome. Gene Ontology annotation, molecular function: RNA binding; protein binding. The record is from RefSeq and is a predicted model, not a curated record. NCBI's taxonomy places the organism in Eukaryota, Viridiplantae, Streptophyta, Magnoliopsida, Fabales, Fabaceae. Gene Ontology annotation, biological process: rRNA processing.